Phytophthora nicotianae INRA-310 is the source of this 567-nucleotide messenger RNA. RefSeq lists its product as hypothetical. Bases 1 to 567 code for a protein of 188 amino acids. Gene Ontology annotation, cellular component: nucleus; chromatin. NCBI's taxonomy places the organism in Eukaryota, Oomycota, Peronosporomycetes, Peronosporales, Peronosporaceae. Gene Ontology annotation, molecular function: protein binding; histone H3K36 methyltransferase activity. Gene Ontology annotation, biological process: regulation of DNA-templated transcription. The record is from RefSeq and is a predicted model, not a curated record. The transcript has 5 exons.
AUGCCACGUCAGCAGUCUAAAAUGGAUCGGUUCUUGGCCCGAACCGAGCCGCCGCCAAAUACCAGCACGAGCGAUGGAGUGCUAGACCUGUAUGUGAAAUGUGCUCUUACGGAGUACGAAUCUAUUGACCAGAAUAAAGUUUUUAUCAGAACCAAACGAGUUCUCAACAAGGACGAAAUUCCUGAAUGCAAGUGCAAUCGUGGUGAAGAUUGGACUGAAGUUUGUGGUAUUGGUUGUGAAAAUCGCUCGAUGCAAGUCGAAUGUGUACGAGGCAAAUGCGUAACUGAAGGUCCCUGCAGCAACCAGCAAAUGCAAAAUGGUAGCAUUGCUUUGCUUUCCGUAAAGAAACUUCACGACAAGGGGAUUUCUCUAUUUGCAAGCCAGCCAAUUUUGCCUGGCGCCUUCGUCUGCCAGUACACGGGAGAAAUAAUUGAAAGCUCAACCUAUUCGCGCCGGGACAAGGAGUUUAAAGGAUCCACCAACUACUACGGAAUGAGUCUCACGAAGGGCGAAGUUAUCGACGCCCGUGCUUGCGGUGGUAUCGCGAGAUUAGCGAACCACAGCUAG